Haliotis rufescens (red abalone) is the source of this 1348-nucleotide messenger RNA. RefSeq names its product GTP-binding nuclear protein Ran. Gene Ontology annotation, molecular function: GTPase activity; GTP binding. Lineage: Eukaryota; Metazoa; Mollusca; Gastropoda; Lepetellida; Haliotidae. The record is from RefSeq and is a predicted model, not a curated record. Gene Ontology annotation, cellular component: cytoplasm; nucleus. Bases 156 to 818 code for a protein of 220 amino acids. Gene Ontology annotation, biological process: protein import into nucleus; ribosomal subunit export from nucleus. The transcript has 7 exons.
CACCUAAAGCCAAUCAGCUGAACCGCAGCUGAUCGUAUAAGGGAGAUAAUCAGGCAACUUCCGUAUACAAGGACAUUGCGCGCCAAAACCGGUUCAAACUGCCUGAGAGACUUGCGCCAUCAUUCUUCAGUCGUCCUCUAAAAGCAAAGCUAAUUAUGGCAGAAAUGACCCAGUGUCCAUUGACAGAUCUUGUCCAGUUCAAGCUUGUUUUGGUUGGAGAUGGCGGUGUAGGAAAAACCACAUUCGUCAAGCGACACAUGACAGGAGAAUUUGAAAAGAAAUAUGUUGCAACGCUUGGUGUGGAAGUCCAUCCACUAGUGUUCCACACAAACAGAGGGCCGAUCAAAUUCAAUGUAUGGGACACAGCAGGACAGGAGAAGUUCGGUGGUCUUAGAGAUGGCUAUUAUAUUCAGGGGCAGUGUGCCAUUAUCAUGUUUGAUGUGACGUCUCGUGUGACAUAUAAGAAUGUUCCUAACUGGCAUAGAGACUUAGUUCGUGUGUGUGAAAACGUGCCAAUUGUUCUGUGUGGCAACAAAGUGGAUAUCAAGGAUAGGAAAGUGAAAGCCAAGACCAUCACCUUCCAUAGGAAGAAGAACUUGCAGUACUAUGAUGUCUCAGCCAAGAGUAACUACAACUUUGAGAAGCCAUUCCUGUGGCUGGCACGUAAGCUGGUGGGUGACCCCAAUCUGGAGUUUGUGGCCAUGCCUGCCCUCCAGCCCCCAGAGGUUCAGAUGGACGAGGAGCUUAAGGAGAAGUAUGAAGAAGAGUUGAAGACGGCACAAGGGCUUGCUUUACCAGAGGAUGAUGACGAUAUUUAGUGUGAUAAAAACUUCACUGUGGACUACUUUCAGUAACUAUAUGCGCAUGUUCAUCUCCGCAAUCAUCAUUUAAAUGCCUCUGUGCGCAAAACUCCAGUGUAAAGCUCUUUGGGAUCACAAUUUGAAGCUCGUACUGAUUCACUCUUUGGUGCCUACUCCUAUGUCCCACAGAAGUAACAGUGGGCGAUCACAUAGCCAGUGAAUAUAUUGUUAGAAUAUUGGACACAAGAAGUGAAGGACUGGACAGACAGAGGAUACUGUGUAUUCUGAUGGAGAUUAUUAUGCUGAAGUCUAGCAUCAGUAUGACUGAGAUCUGACAAUUCAAGUCCAGGCUUGUUUGGUGUUUCUAUUCACGGCGGUACCAGUGGAUAAUCUUAUUACAUGCGCUAAGUAAAGCCAAGGUGUUUUCAUAGAUUCAUCAGAUACUAUAUGUACAUUUUCAGAAGCACUUUCUGUGUACAAAAAUUACUAUUAUGUGACUGGUGCAUUGUAUUUAAAUGUUUAAGUGAAAAUAAAUUUGAUGUAUUAUA